Molecule: messenger RNA, 2646 nt
Organism: Malus domestica (apple)
Lineage: Eukaryota; Viridiplantae; Streptophyta; Magnoliopsida; Rosales; Rosaceae
Source: RefSeq, a predicted model, not a curated record
UUAAAUAUCAAAUACUUAACCAGCAUUCCUCGCAAUCUCCUCAUCCUGCACGCCUGUUGUGGUCCUCUUCCUCUUUCUCGCUCUUUCCUUCUCUACCUGCAGACUCUCUCAAAUCCAUUUCUGCUCCUCCUCUUCUCCUACGUCACCUUCCCCCAAAUUGGUCUCCUAUCUUCUCCCCCAUCACCUUCCCCCAACACCGCAAGCCGCCCUUCCCAUGUUCACCCCCACAGAUCUAUCAAUACCAACCUCCACCUCCUUCACCAGCCAAAUAUCUCCACCCAAAUCCCCACCUUCUACACAGAUACGACUCACAUGUCGCAAAUCUAAGGGAGAAGUGUAGCAGAGACGAAUUGGGUUGUGGCAGUUAGAGAACAAAAAGUGAAGGAAGAAGAUCUCUCUUUGGAACCGUAUCAGAUAAUUCGCUGAUUGAGUUUCAUUGAGAUUUUAUUUUUAACUUUCUUCUCAACUAAUGUGUUUUGGGUUCAUGGUUUUUAUAGGAGUUAAGACAUACGAAGUGGACUCCGGACUCCCAUAAAGAGCCCGUUUGUGAGCAACAUCAAGUCUGGGAUGAGAUGCAAGUCUUUUGAGGAAGAUGAAGCUGUCCAAAUAUGCAUCUUGUAUUUUUACAAUAUACAUUUUCAGAUUUUGUUUGCGCGCCUGGUGUAAACAUUCCAAGUCACUUUAACAUUUUUUUUUUCUGGAUGAUUUUGUACUGAUUUGAUAUUGAGGUGUUUUUAUACAAACUGAGUAUAAAAAGCUGAGCUCGAUAAUAUGUUUGGUAAACAUUUAAAACAACUUAUUUUCACAGUUUUGAAUGAAAAAAUAUUGAAAACGUGAAAUUGCAAAAAUGAGCUUAUUAUUACGGGCAGAAGCAGUUUUUUUUUUUUAUUAUUAAAACACAACAAUAUCAAACCAGUUCUUUGAAGAAUGAAUUUGUCAAUUUAAGUUGUAAAUUGAAGGGUUAUGUCAUGGUUAGAAUGGUCUAUUUACUUGCAUACAAUUACAAUGUAGCUGGACGUGAAAUCCAAUUUAAUGCAUCCCUUAUUUUUUCGAAGUAAUUUUUUUAAUAUACACAGAAUUGAGCACAAUUUCAAAAGUGUGCCCUCUCAGUUUAAACGAUUAGUCGGUAUGUCCGCAGAGUAUCACGCAAUUGAAUGAUACUAACUUUUUGUGGGAGCUGCGAAUGGAUAGGAAUACAUUUGCAGUUUUAUGUGAUUUACUACAAACUCAUGGUGGAUUGGUAGAUGAUGGUCAGGUUACAAUAGAGUAGCAAGUAGCUACUUUUGUUAACAUAUUAGCCCACCACAAUAAAAAUAGGUCAAUGCAAGUUAGAUUCAUUAGGUUUGGUGAAACUAUUAGUCGGUAUGUCCGCAGAGUAUUGCGUGUGUUGCUCAGUUUGCAAGAUGUGUUGUUUGCAAAACCAACCCCUAUCUCAGAGGAUUGCACGGAAUCGAAAUGGAAAUGCUUUAAGGGUUGCUUAGGAACGCUAGAUGGAACAUACAUAGGGGUCACUGUGCUUGAUGUCGAUAAACCAAGAUAUAGAACAAGGAAGGGUCAUAUAGCAACUAAUGUGUUAGGCGUAUGCACACACGUCCUCAAAUUUGUAUACGUGUUAUCCGGUUGGGAGGGAUCAGUUACUGAUUCGAAAGUUCUUGGUGACGUUGUUACUAGAGCUAAUGGCCUCAAGGUCCCAACUGAUUAUAUGGCUACCUCACGUAAAUGGAUUGAUCAUGAGGAGGAUGUACUGCUUACCAUCUUCGAGGAGAUGGUUGCUGAUGGUGUUAGGUGUGUGACCAACAGUUUUAAGGCUAGUACUUUGUAAUGGUUGCCUCCAAGAGGAGGGAACAUAUUCCUGGCAUUAAUAUAGAGCUGAAGCAUAUCAAAACAAAUUGAAGCGUCUAAAAGAAAAGUAUUCAUCUGCAUAUGACAUGAUGAAUACAUUUGGAUUUGGUUGGGAUGAUGAGAAAAAUUGUGUUAUGGAUAGUGACAAAUACUACAGAAGUGGGAGAAGGUAAAUUUUGUUUCUUAUUUUUUUUAUCAAUUAGUUUAUUUGAAAGUCUUAACCUUGAUUUCUUUGGGUUCUUAUUGUAGAAAUAUCCUAAUGCAUCUUGCAAACCAAAUAAGCCAUUCCCGUUGUAUCUACGAUUAUGUAUGGUAUUUGGGAGAGACUGAGUCACGAGUAGUAUGGCUGAAUCAACAACAGAUGCAAUUGAGAAUAUGAGUUUGGAAAGUGAGGAUUGUGAGAUUUCUGAGAUGCCUCCACCUUCACCUACCCCAUCUCCUUCUGUUGUUACAUCUAGUGCAUCUUAACCUGUUAGAAAGAGGAAGAGAAGUAGGAAUGAUGGUGAUGCAAAUAUUGUAUUUGUUAUUAGUAAAGGUUGGAAUAAAGCUGUUACUGAAAUAAAAAAAUUAGGUGAAAGUUUUACUUUUAGAGAAGCCAAAGCUAGACUACCUUCUGAGCUUCAGGCUAUGGGGCUCCCAUACAAUCAGGUGCUAAGAAUUUCAAUGAAGUUAGUGAAAGAUACCGAUCAGAUGGGUAUUUGGUCUACCUUGGAUGACUCAUAGAAGCCAGAGUUCAUUAAAGUGUUUAUGGAGAGCCUUUAAGCAUUUGGGGUUUUAGUAUUUGUGGUUUUAGUAUGAUGAACU